UCCUGGUCACUCAAUAGCUUCUCCUCCUUUACUUUCUGCUUCUCCUCUUUACCGCUCUCCUAAGCAUCUUCCUUCUCUUCAUAUAUAUUUUAUAUUCUUAAUCUCGCGGCUUCUCAAAUCUGAAGCCUUCUUCUUUAGCUUUGAGAGAUCUCUUUCCUUUAAACCAAAUCCACAACCCCUUUGCUUGAUCUGGUUUUUCACCCCUGGAUUCCAAGAAAAAACAAAAUUGAGACCCAUGGUCCAUUUAGUUUCUGGGUUUUGUUGAUUUUGCAGGAAAGAAACUUGGGUUUUUUUUUUUUUGCUUGUUCGUUUAAAGCACGUUUCCUUCAUCUGGGUCUGUUUGGUUCAUUUUGUUUCUGGGUUUUGCUGAUUUUCCAGGAAAGAAAAAGGGUUUUGCUGUCUUUCUGGUUCAUCAAAAAACCCAUUAUUGCUUCUCAGAUUUAUUGAUGCUGGGUUGGUGUUUUUGAUCUCUGUAUCAAACAUCAAUUCAAAUCUCAUUUUAAAAAAAAAAAAAAAAGUUUGUUUGGCUAACUUUUGAGCCUUAUUUAAAUGCUUAAUAUCUUGUUUUUAAUGUUUGAAAUUCAUGUCUCCAAUUCUCUGUGAAGGUCUCCUUUCUGAGUUUAUGAUCAAUUCCUUGUUCAGGCGCAGGACCCAACUUGUUCAAUCCUUCUCCGUCGUCUUCCUCUACUGGCUCUACUACGUUUCAUGAUUAGAAAUUAAUCUCUGCUUAUUAAUUAAUCUAUAAUAGUUAUAUUAAUAAUAAUAAUCUAUAAAUAAUCAAGAAAAAUUUCUCCUGUUUCUUUCUUCAAAUUUCAAGCUUUUUUUUACUACCCGGGUCCUGCAGCUUAAUCAAUAAUUCUUCUUAAAUCUCUCACUUUUUCUUCCCAGCCAAACUAUUAAAAAAAAAAAAAAAAGAAAAGGAAAGAAAACAUCCAUGGCGUCCUCCAGCGGCACAUCUUCCGGGUCCUCUCUGAUACAGAACUCCGGCUCCGAGGAGGAUUUACAGGCGCUAAUGGAUCAGAGAAAGAGGAAACGAAUGAUCUCCAACAGAGAAUCUGCAAGAAGGUCGAGAAUGAGGAAACAGAAGCACUUGGAUGAUUUAAUGUCGCAGGUUAGUCAGCUGAGGAAGGAGAAUCAUCAGAUCAUCACCAGCGUCAACAUCACGACUCAGCACUACCUUAACAUUGAGUCGGAGAACUCAGUCCUCCGAGCUCAGGCGAGUGAACUCAGCCACCGGUUACAGUCUCUCAACGAGAUUGUGAGUUUCUUGAACGCCAACAAUGGCGGGUAUGGAGGGGGAAACGACGGCGGAUUCGGAGGUGGGAAUAGUAAUUUCACUUCAUCAUCGGGUGGCGCGCUGGCUGAUCAUCAGACGGCUGAGAGUUUCCUGGACCCAUUCAACUUGAUUUACUUGAACCAGCCGAUCAUGGCCUCUGCUGAUAUUUUUCAAUAUUAAUUUACUUAUCCGUAAUUAAAAUUAAUUACGGGUAAAUUUACAAGUUACAAAAAUUUUA
Carica papaya (papaya) is the source of this 1514-nucleotide messenger RNA. RefSeq names its product bZIP transcription factor 44-like. Gene Ontology annotation, molecular function: transcription cis-regulatory region binding; DNA-binding transcription factor activity. Gene Ontology annotation, biological process: positive regulation of DNA-templated transcription. Gene Ontology annotation, cellular component: nucleus. Lineage: Eukaryota; Viridiplantae; Streptophyta; Magnoliopsida; Brassicales; Caricaceae. The record is from RefSeq and is a predicted model, not a curated record.